GUAGUGUAGCCCUCCCAGCGUUUUAGAAGCUUCUGUUGUUUUUCCACAAUGGACGACUGGGGGUGGAGCUACGGAUAACAGCUAAUGUUGAGCUAGUUGUUAACAUUGGGCCAAGACUGAAGCAAGGAGCUGUAGUGGGUCUGGAGACUAAAGUUUGGUGUCUGUAGUGGGGUAGAGACGCGCAGAAAUGGCCGGGACUGCGCUAAAACGGCUAAUGGCAGAGUACAAGCAACUGACUCUGAAUCCCCCUGAAGGAAUAGUGGCAGGACCCAUCAAUGAAGAAAAUUUUUUUGAAUGGGAAGCCUUGAUCAUGGGCCCUGAAGAGACUUGUUUCGAGGGUGGUGUAUUCCCUGCAGUCUUAAGCUUUCCACUUGACUAUCCACUAAGUCCACCCAAGAUGCGAUUCACCUGUGAAAUGUUUCAUCCCAACAUCUAUCCUGAUGGAAGAGUGUGCAUAUCGAUCCUGCAUGCCCCUGGAGAUGAUCCUAUGGGAUAUGAAAGUAGUGCAGAGCGCUGGAGCCCUGUGCAAAGCGUUGAGAAAAUCCUCUUGUCAGUUGUUAGUAUGUUGGCAGAACCAAAUGAUGAAAGCGGAGCCAAUGUGGAUGCAUCCAAAAUGUGGCGUGAAGACAGAGCACAGUUCAACAAGAUUGCCCAACAGCUUGUGAGGAAAUCCCUAGGACUAUAAACAGCAGUAUUUUAUGGACUGGUUAUCUCGGUGCUGUUUUCCUGCUGCUGGAUUGGCAGAAACCCUCAUGCCUAAAAAUACAUCUUAUGUUUUUGCAGUUUAUUUUUUUUUGGUGAAAUGGGAUCAUUUUGCACUAGCACCUUGCCCCCCCACCACCUUUUUUAUUCGCGUGUGACACUAUCAAAAAUUAAGCUUUACUUUGCUGACGAAGGCAUAAAUCAAUCGGUGGCAUAUCUGAGCAACAGUCUCAAUGUCACUCAGUUGCAAGCCUGUCGCUGUUAGUCUUGGACACUUUUAAUCUGAUGGAAAUGAAACUCCAGCAGAUGUCACUGCUGUGGUUACUGGAGCUGGAUUCAAGUUUCUUUUAACCUGAAAGUGUGUAAACAUAUCUCAUGUUGAACAUGUUUACUAUUUACUUCACUCUGGGGAUGCUGUAUGCUGUUAGUUUGCCUUUUGCUUUUUUAGCCAGAUCAUUGCUUUUUAGAAUACAAUUUUAAAGUGUGGCUGGUCCCCAGGGUUGAGGUUAGGCAGGCUGGGAGAAGUUAGAAUAAACUGCUCUGGAAUUGUGUACUCUGUCAGCUCUAGAUUGUUUUGGCAGCAGUACAAGAGGUUGUAUACAGUCUCUUAUGUUAAAAAAAAAAAAAAGAUCCUUGUGUGUUAAGUGACUUUUGCUUAUUUUGUUUUCAUUUGUUUUUGAAGGACUUGCUUAGUUUAUCUCUUUUUAAAUGCAAAGUGGUAUGAUGAUGCUUUAUUAUUGAAAGCCGUUUGUUUUCAUGAUGUGUGGUGACAGUGACUUUUUGCUUUCCCAAUUUUUUAAUCCCUUUGAAAGUUAUUCAUUACAAAUGAUACCAUCUGUUACUGCUUUAAAGGUGCAUUGAAAAAUGAGGUAUGGGGCUACACAUUUACUGGUCUUGAGGGAAUGUUUUAAGUACUGAGUUGGCGCCUACUGCUGUGAAGUAUAAACCCAGUAGUAACCAGGCAGAAUACACAUAUUGACUUGUUCUUUAGAACAAACUUUCCUGUAACACCUCUGCUAUUUGUGGUAGCCUGCGUGUUUUCUUUUUAAAGUAAAAAUGAAAAAGAACUUGCAGUGUUAGCUCUCUAUUUCUCAGCAGAAACAGACUGUGAAAACCAAAGCUUCCUUACCUCAAGGAUGAGUGUACCCCAGUUAUUUCUGUUAGUUUAGGGAGCUGUUUUAAGAAGCUGAUUAACAUUUUUGAUUUUGCUAUAAUCAGAAAAAAUGUUCAGCCUCAUCUCUGCAUCGUAAUGCAGACUUAAAAUUUUUGUUCCGUCUGUAUUGUUUACUGUGUUUUAUUCCUCUAUCUUGUAUUUACUGCAUUGCUGCAGAGUGUAAUUACUGUUAUACAUAAUGCCUUCCUAACCCAUUCAGUCAGGAUCUCCUUAUGGUGUAUUUCAUCUUCAAGCAGAGUAAGUCUGUUUUAGGGCUUGCAUUUAGUAGCUGAAUUCAUUUUUUAUUUGGCUAACUUGUCAGUAGAUGACCCUUUCCUGACUGUGAUGUUAGACAUUUUAUACAUUAUCACAGUUAUAGUGUUGUAUUUCUUGCCAGUAUGUAUAUAUCCAAAUAAAUAACUAUAUACGUGUAUACAUACUUACAUAUAUGCAGAGCGAAGAGAGGGCUGGAUGAAUGGCCCUAUCCUCCGUUGUAAUUUCUGCUUUGUACUGCAUCCCCCUUUUGAAAGGGACAUCAUUACUGAUUGUGCUGGUUAUGGUGAUCCAGCCACAUAACUUUCUGAAGUGGAGGCUUUUGUGACCUGCACUAAUCUCUCCUCCUCUUACCAAAGGUUGAGGGCCACUACCACCAUUACUGGUAGUAAUGCACCUUUCUCCUCAAGAAUGAUUCACUGCUUGCAGGUCCUGGAUCGUGAAUUUCUAUUGUGAAACAAAUGGGUGUGCCAUGUUUUCACGCGGAACAGUAUUUUUUUUUUCUGAAGGUGGUGAAUAACACUGCAGUUGGUAUUGGACACUGUUCCCUUUCUGAAAGGAUGUUUCUUCCACAUGUAGAUAGGCACUCCCUUUCCAAAGAAAAAUAUCACACCAUUGUCCAUACAUUGUAUUUGAAGGGGGAAGAUACCACCACAUGAAUGCCAGGUACUAACGGUGUUUGUCCUUUCUUUCUGAGUAAAUGACUACCACCUGUGCUUUGCAUAGUGUUUACCCUCUAAAAGGAAUUUCACCAGCAUGAAAACUGUGUAUUUCACUCCUGUCGGAAGUGGUGGAGGCUGUACUGGAUUCUGUUCUGAAGGGAGAUGGACAUGUCAGUGACUCUUGCGUGAAGUGGUGGUACUCAUUUUGUGAUUGGAGUUGUCUGAUGUUUGUAGAGUGCAUUGACCAUUUCUCCUGAAAGGUGAUACGACUGAAAUUCUUUGGGUCAAUCCUUAUUCUAAGAAGGAAAUGGCCACCUUCAUCUGUUACGGUCAUGUGCCUCCUUUGUGAAGGAGAUCUUUGUACAACUUUGCAUGUUCUUUCUUUUGGAGACGGUUAUUUGUUGGCAUUUGUACUCAGAGGUUCCUCUUUUGAAGAGGAUGUGACCAUCAUCUGUGUUUGGCAUUUCAGUUACUUUCUGAAAGGCGAACAUAUGUCAGGUUUGACGGGCACUGUUACUUUUCUGAAGGAAUUCUAUUGAUGCUUUCUUUCUGAUGAUUCUGUUACUGUCUUGUCUAAUAGACCCUGUGAUUCAUUUUUUAAAGGGACAGUUGCUGUCCAUGCUGAUAUUUGCUUUCUUUGUUUUUUAUUGAUUUGGGAUGUUUAAAUUGAAUGUCCUUUUCCUGGCACCCUGAGUAAAGGAUUUAUGCUGGGAUCCAGGGGUGGUGGUGUUGCUGUUGUAACACUGAUAUGAAAGGGGAAGAAGUAUCGCAAAAUGUGUCACUUGGCAGAUAACGUUCAGCAAAAAGCAUGCUUUAUUACUUUUGCAGAGGUGUUCACUGUAUUAGGAGAGUAAAGUUGGUCCUAGAAUACAGGGUUCUGUACCUGCGUACUGAACUUAUUGGCAGAGAUCCAAAGUUUAAGUUUGUUAAAGAAAAUAGAACGAAACUUGGUCCUGAUUAGAAGUAAAUCCUUUGUUAGUUACUGAAAUUUACAUGUUAUAGGUACAGUUUUUAUUUUUUUAUAUGCUUUGAGUCAGCACUUCAUGCAUGUCAUGUUUACACAUAACUUCACAUAACUUAGGUGUUUGCAUUUCUUUGCCAUUACUGAAAUUUCAGUCUGAAUUAAACGUACACCUUUUGUGGUAUGCUGAUUAGAGAAUUGUGUGCGUUUCUGAUAUGCUUUAAAUGCAUUGUGGGAUGCUAACUUAUCCUUUCUGACAAAAUAUUGCUUUUUUUAUCUUGUUUUCCCGUACAGUUAAGGAAAUCACAUUUCUUCACUAUAUGCAAAUUUUGAAUUGCAGAAUAUUGCAUCAUGUUGAAUGAAUCAUAAAUGGGGAAAAAAUUCUUAGUGUGGCAGUAUUUUGAUCAAGAUCCUCUUGUAAAGGGGUGGAGCAUACUGUAUUUCUGCAUGCUUUUGAAAAUUUGACCGUGCUACUCAACUUUUUAAAACAUUUGUUUUAUAAUAGAAAAAAAAAUUAAACAUUCAAUAAAGAAUUUAAUUAUGGAAA
Messenger RNA from Protopterus annectens (West African lungfish), 4298 nucleotides. RefSeq names its product ubiquitin conjugating enzyme E2 G2 (gene UBE2G2). The coding region runs from base 188 to 685 and encodes 165 amino acids. Gene Ontology annotation, cellular component: cytosol; endoplasmic reticulum. The record is from RefSeq and is a predicted model, not a curated record. Lineage: Eukaryota; Metazoa; Chordata; Ceratodontiformes; Protopteridae. The transcript is spliced from 6 exons.